AUGGGUGACGUCCCCAAGGAAUAUGGCGGCGAUGUGCACGUCGAGAAGGCCAUCUCGCAUGUCGACGACUCGGUCGCGCUUGACGAGAAGGCUCAGGCUGCUAUGUUCAAGACGCAGGCUAUGGAUGCUGAGACUGCUGAGCAUGACAUGGGUGUCUUACAGGCUGUCAAGGCGUACCCCAUGGCUGCUCUCUGGGCGUUCAUCAUGUCUUGCACUAUCAUCAUGGAGGCUUACUGUGUCUUCCUGAUGGGCAACUUCAUCGCUCUGCCCGCAUUCGAGAAGGAAUUCGGUAUCCCGCUCACACACCCGGACCCCGACCGACCACACGGCAAAAUUAUCGCGGCUAGCUGGCAAUCAGCGCUUCAGAUGGGAGGACCCGUUGGUGCCAUUAUCGGUGUCUGCCUGGCUGGUCCUCUUACCAGCCGCAUCGGAUACCGAUGGGCGACCAUUUCCGGUCUGAUGCUUCUCAACUGCUUCAUCUUCGUUUUCUACUUCGCCAACUCGCUCCCAAUCAUGUUCGUCUCCCAGCUUCUCGAGGGUGUCCCGUGGGGUAUCUUCAUCGCCAACGCCCCCGCGUACUGCUCUGAGAUCACGCCUAUCCAGCUCCGUGCCCCGGCUACCCAGAUGUUGCAAAUGUUCUGGGCUAUCGGUGCUAUCAUCGUCAACGGUGUCGCAUACUACUACAACCCCAAGCCCGACGCAAGCGCCUACAGAAUCCCCAUUGCGCUUCAAUGGAUGUUCCCCACCCCUCUCGCUAUCCUCAUCUAUCUGGCGCCAGAGUCUCCCUGGUGGUUGGUACGCAAGGGCAAGCUCGAGCAAGCUGAGAAGGCCGUCGGUCGUCUCGGACGCAAGGGCCAGCUCAACCUCAGCGAGGCCGUCGCUAUGAUGCGCCGUACCAUCGAUCUCGAGAAGUCCAUCAAGGAGCCCAGUCUUUUGGAGCUGUUCAAGGGCACCGACCGCUACCGUACUCUCAUCGUCUGUGGUGUUUACGCUGCCCAGAACUUGACUGGUAACCUCAUCGCCAACCAGGCCGUCUACUUCUUCCGUCAAGCUGGUAUCUCGGUCAACACCGCUUUCGCCCUUGGUCUUAUUACCUCCGCUCUCCAGAUGAUCUUCGUCAUGCUUUCCUGGAUUCUCACCACCUACCUCGGCCGCCGCACUAUCUACGUUUGGGGAUCUCUCAUCAACGUCGGUUUCCUCGUCGCUCUCGGUAUCGCCGCUUCCGUCGGUGUCUCCAACGCAGCUUCUCUUGCCCAGGCUUCCCUGGGUCUGAUUGUCUCCGUUCUGUUCACUCUCGGACCGGCUCCCGCCUCAUGGGUUAUUAUCGGAGAGACCUCGUCCAUUCGUCUCAGGCCCCUCACUACCGGUAUCGGACGUGGUGCUUACUACGUUGUCAACAUUCCUUGCAUUUUCCUCGCCAGUUACAUGCUUAACCCCGACGAGGCCAACCUUGGCGGCAAGUGCGGUUACGUCUGGGCCGGUACCGGUUUCUUCUGCUUCGUCGUUGCGUACUUCUUCCUCCCCGAGAUGAAGGGCCGCUCUUACCGCGAGAUCGACAUUCUGUUCAAGCGCAAGGUUCCCGCCCGCAAGUGGAAGAAGACCGUCGUCGAUAUCGGCGACGACUCGUAG
This is a messenger RNA of Alternaria incomplexa, 1629 nucleotides long. RefSeq lists its product as uncharacterized. The record is from RefSeq and is a predicted model, not a curated record. The coding region runs from base 1 to 1629 and encodes 542 amino acids. Lineage: Eukaryota; Fungi; Ascomycota; Dothideomycetes; Pleosporales; Pleosporaceae. Gene Ontology annotation, biological process: carbohydrate transport; transmembrane transport. Gene Ontology annotation, cellular component: membrane. The transcript is spliced from 3 exons. Gene Ontology annotation, molecular function: carbohydrate:proton symporter activity.